UAAGUAGAUAUCUGUUUCCAUAUUUGUUGCUACCACAAGUUCAAAGAGUACUCCCACCAUGCUUCCCUCGAUCAGCUCCACCCAAUUUCUGCUCUUCUACCUCAUCCUCCUCUUCGUCCCCUCUCGAACAGUUGCCUACCGGUGGCAAAUCUGCAGCACAAGGGGCGGCAACUUUACUGACAACAGCACCUACGAGUCCAACCUCAACCUCCUCCUCUCCUCCCUCGUCUCGAAUGGUUCCGGUUCUGGCUUCUCUACCGGCACCCUGGGACGGAUACCCAACCGAGUUCAAGGCCUCAUCCUUUGUCGUGGCGAUACUAACGCCACCACGUGCGGUUCCUGCCUUAGCAACGGCGCGGUGGACAUUCGCCAGAUCUGUGCCUACUACAAGGAUGCCGUGGUUUGGUAUGACGAGUGCCUCAUCCGCUUUUCCAACCUGCAGUUCCUCAGCACCUUCGACAACGAGCCGACGGUUGCCUUGGUAAAUUACGACCUGAAGGACGAAGUGGAUCGGUUCAACAAGGUGGUGAAUGAGCUGCUGAGCAGUACGGCCGAUUGGGCGGCGUAUAACUCCACGAAGAGGUACGCGACCGGGCAAGCGUUCAACGUGACGCAGGCGGUUCCAACUAUAUAUGGCCUGGCGCAAUGCACGCCGGACAUGUCGACGAGUGACUGCAGGCAGUGCUUGGAAGGGGUGUUACAGGGGCUCCCACAGGGCCGAAUGGGAGCUAGGAAUCAGGGAGUGAGGUGCAAUAUAAGGUUCGAAACUGGCCCCUUCUACGAAGGCAACCCCAUCAUACGGCUCCUUUCACCAUUGACGAAUGCAACAACGCCUGCGGACAACGCUACAACUCCGGCCUCUGCUCCAACAUCCCAUCCUGCCGUCGGUCCAACCGGGAAAGAAGGAAAAACGAAGAAAACAACUAUAGCAAUUUCGGUAUCCGCAGUGAGCGCAAUACUGCUAAUCUCCAUAUUUUGCACUUGGUACAGGAGAUCGAGGAAGCGGGCAGCGAAAUCACCUUAUCAAACUGACUCGGAGCAGGCCACACAAGUAAUUGAGUCAUUACUAUUUCGUCUACCUACACUUCGAGUUGCAACAGCCAACUUCGCCGAAGCGAAUAAACUUGGAGAAGGUGGUUUCGGUGCAGUUUACAAGGGACUACUGCCGGACGGACGAGUAAUAGCGGUCAAGAGGCUGCUGAACUCUGGGCAAGGACUUGGAGAGCUUAAAAACGAGCUGCUUUUGGUUGCUAAGCUCCAGCACAGGAAUCUUGUAAAACUUCUGGGCGUUUGCUUGGAGGAAGAGACGAUGAUUGUGUAUGAAUAUCUGCCCAAUGCAAGCCUGGACAAAUUUCUGUUUGAUGCUGCAAGAGGCAAACAGCUGACUUGGGGAAUUCGAUACAAGAUCAUUUGUGGAAUUGCUAGAGGCCUGCUUUAUCUGCACGAGGAAUCUCAACUAAAGAUCAUACAUCGAGAUUUAAAAGCCAGCAACAUCUUGUUAGAUGCAGAUAUGAACCCCAAGAUCUCAGAUUUCGGCUUAGCGAAGCUUUUUGACAUUGACCAGACUCAAGGCACCACCAAUCGAAUCAUGGGAACCUUUGGAUACAUGGCUCCGGAGUACGUGAUGCGAGGCAAGUUUUCGAUCAAGUCAGACGUAUUCAGCUUCGGUGUUCUAGUUUUGGAGAUUUUGACAGGAAGAAAAAGCAAUGAUUCCUACAAUCCAGAAGUUACUGAAGUCCUUCUAAGCUAUACAUGGGAGAAAUGGCAAGACGGAUCAGCCUCGGAGAUAGUCGAUCCAGCCUUGGGUGGUCACUACCAACAAAGUGACCUGUUAAGAUGCGUGCAGAUUGGGCUAUUAUGUGUUCAGGAAAAUCCAUCCGAUAGGCCAACUAUGUCAACGAUAGUUGUGAUGCUCAACAGUGAAACUGUCUCUCUCCGAGCUCCUUCACAACCUGCAUUUUAUGUGGGGAACGGUGAUAGGGUUGUUACAAUGUCAAUAAACCAAGUUUCAAUGUCAGAACAAGAAUCACGAUAGAAAUAGAAGGACAAUGUUAAUCCUCCUUCAAGAAUAAGGGCCAUUGAUGCGUGAAAAUGUAAUAAAUAUUUUCCUUGUUUUAUGUGACAUUAUUGUAAUAUGCAAUUACAAGGCUAUACCAUUAGAUCUAAUUUUGGCUUCCAAACU
Messenger RNA from Musa acuminata subsp. malaccensis (wild Malaysian banana), 2182 nucleotides. Its product is annotated as cysteine-rich receptor-like protein kinase 44. Gene Ontology annotation, biological process: protein phosphorylation. The record is from RefSeq and is a predicted model, not a curated record. Gene Ontology annotation, cellular component: plasma membrane. NCBI's taxonomy places the organism in Eukaryota, Viridiplantae, Streptophyta, Magnoliopsida, Zingiberales, Musaceae. Gene Ontology annotation, molecular function: ATP binding; protein serine/threonine kinase activity.